AUGGACGUUAUUCAAAUCGAGCUGGCAAAGCUACGAAGGGAUGGCAGCUUGAACCAGAGCAUUGCAGAUGUUGAUAAGAUUAUUGAGCAGCUCGAGAGAGCGAGGGAAACAAUAUUAGAAAAUCCAGAUCAAGCUUCCAAAACGUUAGUCAGCCUGCAAAACCCCCUCAAAAAUGGCUUCGAUAGAGUCCUCGAUGAUCUCAAGAAGGUGGACAAGGGACAGAAGAGUUAUGAAAAGACAUUGAAUAGGAACUUUCCAGUGAAAGCUCUACCAACCGACUAUGAUGCUUUAGCAUCUUAUCCUACCCUGAUAAAUCGAGCGAUAGCCAUGCAUUUGGUCCGGGAAGGUCAAUUCUCAGUAGCAUCGACCUUCAUGGAAGAAACACGAGCAAACCCGCCCCAUCCGCAAUCUGCGCCUGGCACGCCGAACCUGAACCAAAUUGAAGAAGAUUUGGGAAGCAUCAAGUCAAGAGAACUGGAGGAUAAGUUUGCCGGGAUGUACAACAUUCUACACGAAUUGAAGGCCCGAAAUCUUGGUCCGGCAAUCGAUUGGGCACGAGCAAAUAGUCCUCAGCUAGAAGAGCGAGGCAGUACCUUGGAGUUUGAACUCUGCAAGUUGCAAUAUGUGUGGCUCUUUCUGGGGCCAGAGAUAAAUGGCAUGCCGAAUGAUGUGAAUAACGGAUUACUCGGAGCAUUGAAAUAUGCCAGAGAGCAUUUCCAACGGUUUCAAGGACGCUUCACAAGAGAUAUACAGCAAUUAUCAACAGCCAUGGCAUACGUCUCCAAUCUACGAGCAUCCCCAUACUGGCGAACCUUCGAUAUAGAGACCGCUUGGGACGAUGUGGCAUCAUCCUUCACCCGCGAAUUCUGCUCCUCACUCGGUCUCUCCGCCGAAUCACCACUUUAUGUCGCCGCAACAGCCGGUGCCAUAGCACUGCCAUCACACGUCAAAUACGCCAACAUCGUGAAAAAGAAACACACAGAAUGGACGACCCAGAACGAAUUUCCCGUCGAAAUCCCUCUUCCAAGAAGCAUGAUCUACCAUGCCAUCUUCGUCUGUCCCGUCAGCAAAGAACAAUCCACAGAGGAUAAUCCACCCAUGAUGAUGCCAUGUGGUCACGUCGUAGCGAAAGAAUCGCUCGCCAAAUUAAGUAAAGGAGGUCGUUUCAAAUGUCCUUAUUGUCCCAAUGAAUCUCAGCCGAAGGAUGCUCGGGAAAUUAUUUUGUAG
Molecule: messenger RNA, 1227 nt
Organism: Glarea lozoyensis ATCC 20868
Lineage: Eukaryota; Fungi; Ascomycota; Leotiomycetes; Helotiales; Helotiaceae
Product: RING/U-box
Exons: 3
Coding region: 1-1227 (408 amino acids)
Biological process (GO): proteasome-mediated ubiquitin-dependent protein catabolic process
Cellular component (GO): nucleus; GID complex; cytoplasm
Molecular function (GO): ubiquitin protein ligase activity; protein binding
Source: RefSeq, a predicted model, not a curated record